AUGGUAACACGGGAGGCUGCUCUGGCCUUCGCUCUCCUAUGCUGUAUAUUGGGGAUCUAUCAGUUGAUGGUUUUCAAUGCUAUGGCUGGUGAUGACGGAAAGGCUGUCAGGUAUUUCCGAAUUAUUGCAACGGAGACUUCAGUCGAUCUUUCGGAGGAAUAUAUGCAGUUAUUGAACGGAACGCUCACUGCCAAUGACACGCUUAAUGAGAACGAGGUUGAAUCACUCAAGGAGAUACCCUAUCUCGCAUCAAGAAAAACAAAAAUUGAUGCUAUACUUAAACAAUUGCGUUCCGAGGUUGAGAUCGCCAAAGACAAGUUGACAAAGGAAACGAACAAGUUGUUGUCUUUGAAAAAUGAUGUUCAAAUAUUAAGAAAUGAGAUGUCCAAGAUGGAGGAAAUCAUGAAAGAAAUAAACGAAGACGAAUAA
This is a messenger RNA of Naegleria lovaniensis, 429 nucleotides long. RefSeq lists its product as uncharacterized. The coding region runs from base 1 to 429 and encodes 142 amino acids. Lineage: Eukaryota; Heterolobosea; Eutetramitea; Acrasida; Naegleriidae. The record is from RefSeq and is a predicted model, not a curated record. The transcript has 2 exons.